This is a messenger RNA of Komagataella phaffii GS115, 942 nucleotides long. RefSeq lists its product as uncharacterized. Gene Ontology annotation, cellular component: cytoplasm; membrane. NCBI's taxonomy places the organism in Eukaryota, Fungi, Ascomycota, Pichiomycetes, Pichiales, Pichiaceae. The record is from RefSeq and is a predicted model, not a curated record. The coding region runs from base 1 to 942 and encodes 313 amino acids. The transcript has a single exon.
AUGAUCAAUCUUGAGUCUAAUAGAAUCCUAAAUGAAUUGGAAAGAUCUAGUUCAGGAGACAAUCUCUGCUUGCAUGGGACCCGUCGAUUGGUCAUUAAAUUUUUGGAGCAGGUGUUCAAACCUCUCAGGAUUGUGAGGAUUGCAAAAAUUCCCCUCCUCAAUAUUCUAUUGUUAGUAUCCUUAUCAUUUUUGCUGUUGCGGUUAUCUUUUCAUUACCAUAAACUUUACACCAAGAGUUCACUGGCUGCUACAGUUGCUACGAAUAUAGUACUGUAUGGUAUCUCUGACACACUUGCUCAGUCAAUUGAUUGUUUUCAUGCGCCGCAAUUAGGGGCUAUACGAUUGAACGAUAUUUUUCAGCGUCACACAACCGAUAGUACUACUCCUAAUGACCUCAGCAGCGAACUUUCAGUGUUUGUUGAUUAUGGAGAAGAGGAGCAAAUGAUACAAGGGUGGUCAUUCGAGACUCGGACCUCAAACUCCGACACUAGUCCACUUCCUGCGGUGCGCUAUGUAGAAAGUGAUGAUCGGCCUGGUUUUCAAUUCCCAAGAUUCUUUGGGUUUGUUUUUUGGGGAUUCAUCAUGGCUUUCGUUCAAGUGGUAUGGUAUUCCUUUUUGAACCAAGUGUACGUAGAUGAACCUGUGGUAGUAACAGUUUUGGAAAGAGCUUUGACGGACCAGUUGUUUUUUUCCCCUAUUUCUCUUUAUUCAUUUUAUGCAUAUUCCACAUUGAUUUUGGAGAGAGGCUCACGACAAGAUCUGCACGACAAACUAAUGAGGUUAUACAUCAGUACACUAGCUGUCAACUUUUGUGUGUGGUUUCCAGUUCAAUUUAUAAAUUUCCUAGUGAUGCCAAAGAAAUUCCAGGUGCUGUUUAGCUCUUCUGUUGGUGUCUUGUGGAACUGCUUUCUCUCAAUGAAAAAUGCUAGUUCGCCCUCAUAG